Naegleria fowleri is the source of this 426-nucleotide messenger RNA. RefSeq lists its product as uncharacterized. Bases 1 to 426 code for a protein of 141 amino acids. The record is from RefSeq and is a predicted model, not a curated record. The transcript has 2 exons. NCBI's taxonomy places the organism in Eukaryota, Heterolobosea, Eutetramitea, Acrasida, Naegleriidae.
AUGGUUUGGAGACAAAAGGUCAUUUCCAUCACAGCUCCCAAGAGAGGUUUUCAUUUGGUGACGGAAAAGGUACUCUCGUCCAUUCAAUCGGAAUUGUCGAAUAUUAAAAUCGGUCUUUGUCAUCUCUUCAUUCAACACACUUCAGCAUCAUUGACUGUGAAUGAAAAUUAUGAUCCAUCGGUUCGUCAUGAUCUUGAAGAAUCUUUUAAUCGAUUGGCUCCAGAAAAUCAACCCUAUUAUCAACACACAUUCGAGGGAAGUGAUGAUAUGCCUGCUCAUUUGAAAACUGUACUCAUUGGUCCUUCUAUUACAAUUCCAAUUACGAAUGGAAAAUUAGCACUCGGAACAUGGCAAGGAAUUUAUUUGUGUGAACACAGGAAUGACCCUUCAGCAAGAAACAUUGUGAUUACGAUUCAGGGUGAAUAA